Molecule: messenger RNA, 1623 nt
Organism: Punctularia strigosozonata HHB-11173 SS5
Lineage: Eukaryota; Fungi; Basidiomycota; Agaricomycetes; Corticiales; Punctulariaceae
Product: cytochrome P450
Exons: 12
Coding region: 163-1623 (486 amino acids)
Molecular function (GO): heme binding; iron ion binding; oxidoreductase activity, acting on paired donors, with incorporation or reduction of molecular oxygen
Source: RefSeq, a predicted model, not a curated record
CCAUUGACGGGCCCGCAACUCCGCGCACCCAUUCGCUGCUGAUCUGCUCAAUCAAGCCAAUGGUUGAAUAUUGAAUGUUGAUGACAGGCCGGACCGUAUAAAGAUUAUGCAUCGCUGCGCGGCGCAUGUAGUGGCUCGAUCCUUCUGGCGAACGACACCGGCAUGGCGAAAAUCGUCUAUAUUUCAGUCUCUUGCGCGGGGCUUCCGUUGGUGGGAAACUUGUUCCAGCUGUCAGAUGAUAUUUGGUUUCGGUUUGCCGAGUGGAAGGAGGCGUACGGGCCCAUCGUCUACCUCAAUGUUGCAGGGCAGAGCGUCGUCGUCCUCAAUGACCACAAAACGGCGGCGGAUCUACUUGACCGGCGCGCGUCGAUCUACUCCGACCGUCCGAGGAACAUCGUCGCCUCGCAAAUCUUGAGUGGAGGUCUUAUGAUUGUGUUCACGCCAUUCAAUGAUGUGUGGAAGAGAAUGCGGCGAGCGGCUCACGAAGGACUGGGAAAACGCACAGUACCCACGUUUCGUGUUCUUCAACGCAAGGAGGCCUUGCACCUUGCAUUCGAUCUCCUCACUGAUCCGGCGCGGUGGGAUCAACACACUCAAAGAGCGACGGCCUCGCUAGUCCUGUCGGUACUCUACGGAAAGCCCCCGAUUCGGAACAGCGGUGAUCCGACAAUCCGUCGAAUCAACGAGUUCACCGAACGGCUAGUCCGCGCAGCUUACCCUGGGGCUCAUCUCGUUGAGAUCUUCACGUGGAUGAAGUAUCUACCGUCUUGGAUGGCGAAGUGGAAGCGUGAUGCUCAGGCAUGGUACAAGGUGGACUCCGCCAUGUUUAUCGAUCUGUUUAAUAGCGCCUCCAAAGUGAAAGUUGAUGGUGAAGAACACGAUACCUUCUCUACAUCUGUCGCGGAGGAUCGGGCACGACAUAACCUGAGUAAUGAAGAGUCGUCCUGGUUGUCCGGAACUUUAUAUGCUGCAGGAGCGGAGACGACCGCUGCCGUCAUGCUCUAUUUCAUGCAAGCUAUGGUCCUUUAUCCGGAAGUCCAAGCUCGUGCCCAGGAAGAGCUCGAUCGAGUUCUCGCUCCUGGCGCUGCUCCCACGUUUGAUGACUACGAGCAAUUACCAUACAUCCGCGCCAUUGUCAAGGAGUCCUUGCGAUGGAAACCAAUCGAUCCCAUUGGCAAAUUGAUGCAAGAUGAUUGGUAUGAAGGUUACUAUAUCCCUAAGGGAAGCAUAGUCGUUGGCAAUGUCUGGUCCUUGAAUCGAGACCCUGAGGUGUACGGCGCAGACGCUGCAGACUUCAACCCUGGUAGACAUCUUAACAGAGAGGGCGGUUUUGUGAGCAUCCCCGACACCAAAGAAGAAAGCCAUGUCACGUACGGCUUCGGGAGGAGGAUUUGUGUCGGUCGACAUGUAGCGAAUGAUUCGCUCUUCAUCGAGAUUGCAACGAUUUUAUGGGCCUGCAAGAUUGAGCCUAUCAAGGACGCCAACGGUAAACCGGUCCCGAUAGACGCGGACGGAUUUAUCAAUACGGGCCUUGUUGUACGACCGAAACCUUUCCAGGUCUCAGUCAAACCUCGGUUCGAGUCCGCCGCAGCUGUUCUUGCGGAAACUAUCGAUCGCUCUUGA